Molecule: messenger RNA, 1529 nt
Organism: Ceratina calcarata
Lineage: Eukaryota; Metazoa; Arthropoda; Insecta; Hymenoptera; Apidae
Product: eukaryotic initiation factor 4A-III
Exons: 5
Coding region: 54-1271 (405 amino acids)
Molecular function (GO): ATP binding; nucleic acid binding; RNA helicase activity
Source: RefSeq, a predicted model, not a curated record
GGUGACGUCCUAGUGUGCUAGUGACUAAAUAAGAGAACAAGUCGCGUGUUUUGAUGAAAAUGGCGGAAGUAAAGUCGCGUCGUGUUGCUCAAACAGAAGAUUUAUCAAAUGUUGAAUUCGAAACUAGUGAGGAUGUCGAAGUUAUCCCAACCUUCGAUAAUAUGGGCCUCAGGGACGAGCUGCUGCGUGGGAUUUAUGCUUAUGGUUUUGAGAAACCAUCAGCGAUUCAACAGCGUUCGAUCAAACCGAUAAUGAAAGGGCGGGAUGUGAUUGCACAAGCUCAAUCUGGUACUGGCAAAACUGCAACCUUCUCGAUUGCGAUAUUGCAGUCUUUGGACACGCAAAUUAGAGAAACGCAAGUGUUAGUUUUGUCGCCCACAAGAGAGUUGGCAGCGCAAAUACAAAAAGUUAUUCUGGCAUUGGGAGAUUUCAUGAACGUUCAGUGCCACUCUUGUAUCGGAGGUACCAAUCUUGGAGAAGAUAUCAGGAAACUGGAUUAUGGACAGCACGUCGUAUCGGGCACGCCUGGCAGAGUAUUUGACAUGAUAAAGAGAAGAGUUCUUAGAACGAGAGCUAUCAAAAUGUUAGUCCUCGACGAGUCAGAUGAGAUGUUGAACAAAGGUUUCAAAGAACAGAUUUACGAUGUAUAUAGGUACUUGCCACCAGCAACUCAAGUAGUGCUGGUAUCUGCGACAUUGCCACAUGAAAUUCUUGAGAUGACCAGUAAAUUCAUGACGGACCCCAUUCGCAUUCUCGUAAAACGCGAUGAGUUAACGUUAGAAGGAAUAAAACAAUUCUUCGUGGCCGUUGAGAGGGAAGAGUGGAAGUUCGACACGCUCUGCGAUUUGUAUGACACUUUAACUAUAACGCAAGCAGUAAUUUUCUGCAAUACUAAACGUAAGGUCGAUUGGUUGACUGAGAAAAUGAGGGAAGCUAACUUCACCGUCUGCUCCAUGCACGGCGACAUGCCCCAGAAAGAAAGAGACAACAUAAUGAAAGAAUUCCGACUAGGACAGAGUCGAGUUUUAAUUACGACCGAUGUAUGGGCAAGAGGAAUCGACGUGCAGCAGGUGUCUCUUGUGAUCAACUACGAUCUGCCCAACAAUCGUGAACUGUAUAUUCACAGAAUAGGACGGUCAGGACGUUUCGGUAGGAAAGGUGUUUCUAUCAACUUCGUAAAGACUGACGAUAUAAGGAUCCUCCGAGACAUCGAACAAUAUUAUUCGACGCAGAUCGACGAGAUGCCCAUGAACGUAGCUGAUUUGAUAUAAUUUUAUUCAAAGCUCUAUUCGACAAUUAGCUAAUAUAAGAAAUCUAUUUUUAUUAAUAUUCUGAAAGAAUAUUUAUGAAGCAUUUGUUUCGAGUCAAUCACUGUAUUGUUUCACUUUAGAACUCAAAAUAUUCAUUGUAUUUUAUCAAUGAAAAGAUCAAUUGUUUUCUCCCACUUAAAUAGAUCAAAUGUUAAAAAUUAACUUACUUUGUACCAAUAGAUAAUCAAGGUUUCAAUAUGAAAUAAACACGUAAAAGAA